Messenger RNA from Lineus longissimus, 2772 nucleotides. RefSeq names its product phospholipid scramblase 1-like. Bases 136 to 1029 code for a protein of 297 amino acids. NCBI's taxonomy places the organism in Eukaryota, Metazoa, Nemertea, Pilidiophora, Heteronemertea, Lineidae. Gene Ontology annotation, cellular component: plasma membrane. The record is from RefSeq and is a predicted model, not a curated record. Gene Ontology annotation, biological process: plasma membrane phospholipid scrambling. Gene Ontology annotation, molecular function: phospholipid scramblase activity. The transcript is spliced from 9 exons.
GUAUGAUUCUCGUGACCCAAGGCCGCCUUACAAUUUAUCAGAAAUACAUGAAAGUCGUUGUGAUACCUUUGCGACAUUUUCUAGGAUUUCACUUGAAAUAUUACGAUAUCCGCUGCAAACCAAGAAGGUCUUACCAUGAAUCAAGUAGCUCCAGGAAAGCCCAAUGGCCCGCAACCGAUGUUACAGACUCAGCCUGGGCCACCACCGCCAUACUUCCAGGGUCAAGGGAUGCCCAUGCAGGUCUCAACCAACCAAUCACAGGUCCCAGGUGCGGUGUCAGCGCGCGGCCAGGUGACAUGGAUGCCGCGACCAGGCGGCAACUGCAGCAUCCCGGGACUCGAAUACCUGCAACAGGUCGACCAGAUCCUGAUUAUGCAAUCGUUUGAACUCUUAGAAAUUUUUACGAACUGGGAGUGCAAAAAUAAGUACAGGAUCACCAACUCGAUGGGUCAACAGGUCUACUUUGCACAAGAAGAAUCGGAGGUGAUGCAGCGCCAAUGCUGUGGGCCAGCCAGGGGCUUCACCAUGCACAUUACAGACAAUAUGGGCCAGGAAGUGAUACGCAUGGUGAGGCCGUUCAAGUGUUGCGCAGGCUGGCAGUGCUGCGCAUGUUGUGACGGGUGUUCAAUGGAUAUAGCGAUAGAGGCUCCCCCUGGCCAGAUUGUUGGAUAUGUAGCACAGGAGUGUACUUGCUGUGACCGGCGUUGGUCCGUGAUGGACGCAGGCAAAAAUAAGAUUUUCGAGAUCCGUGGAGAUUGCUGCGUCUGCCAGUGGAUUUGUUGCCCGAAAGACAUUCCAUUCGAUAUUCUUACCAAUGAUGGUUCUGGGAAGGUGGGCUCCCUAGCUAAACAGUGGGGUGGAAUGGCUCGAGAAAUGUUCACGAAUGCGGACAACUACUGCUUGUCCUUUCCCAUUGAUCUCGAUGUGAAGUUGAAAGCGACCUUACUUGGAGGAGCCUUCCUCGUCGACUUCAUGCUCUUCGAGGGGCAGAACCGGCAGGGGUACGGUGGAUAUGGUGCAUAUCACUGAUCCUGGACGCGGUGCACAUACCGCCGAACGGUCCAUAUCGCUGAACUUGGUGCACAUCGCUGAGUUUGAUGUGCAAAUGAAUCAAACCACUCAAAGCGUGCAAGGAGCUGCAUAUCCGUUCGUUCAGCUUUAAGAACGAAGGAAAAACUACAAGCAGACCUUUUUAUCAUAUGGAAUCUAGACAUCAUAUAAACCGGGUAUAGGCCUAUACAUUUGGUUAUUUGACAUAUACGUCAGUAAAUGAGAUCAUGACGAUUGGCACUGAAAACAGAAUAAGGCGAAAGAUGUAAUCCGUAGGGUUUUAGUAUCAAUUCCUCACUUAGUAUGGUUAAUAUAUAAAGCAAAAGUAUCAAUAGGUUGAUCUGACUCCGGCCAAACCCCUCGUAACCCCCUCAUCGGUGGGCUCGUGGGUUUCCUGGUAAUAUGCCAUCACUUGUGUAUUCGGCGGACUCCGAAAUCGCACUCGGGUAGAUUUGCUAUUGGGAUGAACACACAUAUAAUGGACGUCCCAUUGACGUUGGCCCUACGUGGCCACAACUUUGCCAAUUAUCAAUUUUUGUGCCAUAGUUUUUAGCUCACCUCUUAGCAGAGGUGAGCUUAUCCCAUACCGUGGCGUCCGUCGUCCGUCGUCGUCGUCGUCGUCGUCGUCGUCGUCCGUCGUCCGUUAGCAGGGCACGUUUCGUAACUGUUAGAGCUAUUGAGUUGAAACUUGGUACACAUGUACCCUUAUGUAAUGACACCUUGGAGACCAAGUUUCGGUCCGAUUCGUUUCAUGGUUUGGCCACCAGGGGGCCAAACGUUAAAAGUGAAAAUAUGCAAUAUCUCCCUUAAUAGUAGUCGGGAAAUUUUGAAAAAAAUAUGGUAGGUACUUCUAGCAAAGGUGCAUCAUAUAUCCUUCGGGUUUUUGAUUUGACCUCCUUUUCAAGGUCACAGAGGUCAAAUGGUGUAAAUUGGCCGUUAGGAUGUAACGAUGGCACGUUUCUAAACUGCAAUGACUAUUGAUACCAAAUUUGGUACACAUUUACCCCUUAGUCAGGUGAUCUCAGGGACCAAAGUUUGGUCCAAUAUGAUUCACCACUUGACCACCAGGGGGCAAAAUCCAAAAACCUUAAAAAUGUGAUUAUUCCUUAACUUCUUGCCCGAUUGCCACCAAUUUGAUAUCAUGGGUACAUCUAACCACCAUACAGUAUAUGUCACACAGGUUUUUAAUUUGACCUUCUUGUCAAGGUCACAGAGGUCAAAUGGCAUAAAUUCGCCGUCAGGCCGUAACUAUGGCACGUUUCUUAACUGCAAUGACUAUUGAUCACAAAUUAAGUACACAUGUACCCCUUGGUCAGGUGAUCUCAGGUACCGAAGUUUGGUGCGAUCUGAUUUGCCGUUUGGCCUCCAGGGAGGGGGCCAAAUCCUAAAUUCUUCAAAAUGCCAUUAUUCCUAGUAAUGACUUGCCCGAUUGGCACCAAUUUUAUAUCAUAGGUACAUCUAAUUCUAACAACCAUUCAAUGUGUCACCCGGGUCUUCUUUGAUUUGACCUACUUUUCAAGGUCACAGAGGUCGAAUGUACUGUAAAUUGGCCAUUUUGGGGAAAUUGUAAUUGCUUGGACCUACAUCAAACCUAACACUACAUGACACAAUACCAUGCUCUUUAUCCAUCUUUCCUCCACAUGAGGUGAGCACAAUGGCCCUGGCCAUUUUUUUAUGUAAAUAACCGUGGAUGCAAUAAAUAGAUAAUUUAUGUUGUUAAAA